Messenger RNA from Tripterygium wilfordii, 17265 nucleotides. RefSeq names its product midasin. Gene Ontology annotation, cellular component: nucleus; preribosome, large subunit precursor. NCBI's taxonomy places the organism in Eukaryota, Viridiplantae, Streptophyta, Magnoliopsida, Celastrales, Celastraceae. Gene Ontology annotation, molecular function: ATP hydrolysis activity; ATP binding. The record is from RefSeq and is a predicted model, not a curated record. The coding region runs from base 189 to 16454 and encodes 5421 amino acids. The transcript is spliced from 16 exons. Gene Ontology annotation, biological process: rRNA processing; ribosomal large subunit assembly.
UAAACCCUAAUGUCCGUUUCACUCGCAAACCCUAAUAAUACAUACGUCCCAAAGAGUCUCUAAACGAGAAAACCUUUGAACUUGAAUUGUCCAAAUAUUGGUUGAAUCUCACUACAGAAGCCAAAUUACUUGUUUUCUCCUUUUGAUUUAGGUAAAUUUUGUUGUGAGUGCUGGUUUAGAUUUUAGUUAUGGCCAUGGACGGGAGUUUUAGCGUAAAACAAGCUCUUGAGAGGUUCCUUGCAAGGUGCCCUAAGCUUGCAGGCCACCCGCAAAUGGAAUAUCUGUUGAAGAAGGAGGGGACGUUGACGGAAGAGGAAGUGUCUAGUUCGGUGGCGGAAUUGUUUCUUCACCAGAGCUAUACGAUUCCUUUAAUUGGCUGUUUCCGCCCGAUAUCGCAGAGAGUCGUGGAAAAAGCAGUGGCCUUGCUACGUCUCGUACUCAAACUGGGAUCAAAUUCAGAUGAUCAUGAUAAUGAUGAUGAUACAGAAGAUGUGUUUUUGGAGGUUGAUGAUGCGAGGGUUUUUUCUAUUAUCGAGGUUUAUGUUCAAAGGGGGAGAUUCUUGAGCCUCCACGAGCUUGCGUGUCUAGCCCUGUGCCGAGCCCUUGAUUUGGCUCCUUUUCUCCUGGGUUCUGUGUUAGCUUACUUCGAGUUUGCUCCGCCUCCUUUUCAAAGACCGGUAUUGAUGAAGGCAGCAGUUGCGAAGUCGUCUCUUUACUUGCAUCCUGUGAGGACGUCAUACCGCCUCCUUGUAAUGGAACCUGAGGUUUUCUCUAGACUCUGGGACUGGUCAUUUUUUGUUCAGUUUGUAAAGAAGUGUGUAGCGGUGGACUUGAAAUGGUAUGGAAUUCAAAUACUGUGUCUAAUCUUGAAGUUGAGUGAUAAAAUGCUUGCAGACUUUGGCCUUGGAGAUGAAGAAGCUUUUUUAUGCUGGUUGGGGUGGGAGGAAUUCUGCCAGGAUGUAGCUAUGGAGAAGUUUGCCUUGUUCAUCGAGUCACCUGACCACAAAACUUUGGAUUCUGUUGAUGGGUAUACUCAUUUGAAUCAGGAAAAUUGCCUAAAGUUCGUAGGCAUAGAAUCUCCCAGCUCUUCACCGAUCCAUGAAAUUGAGCCAUCUGUUCAGAGACAAAAACUGGCGUAUUGGGACAAUAAAUCAGGUGGCUAUCCAUUUGUCAUGACAUCCAUGGUCAAGAAAAGCUUCGAGAUGAUGGUGUUAGCUGUGAGUCAAAAGUGGCCUGUGCUUUUGUAUGGCCCUCCUGGUGCAGGAAAGACUGCCCUGAUUAGUAAGUUGGCCCGGGAUAGUGGGAAUCAGGUUCUAUCCAUUCACAUGGAUGAUCAAAUAGAUGGAAAAACUCUAAUUGGGAGCUAUGUCUGUACUGAGCAACCGGGCGAAUUUAGAUGGCAACCAGGUUCACUUACUCAGGCUGUUUUAAAUGGAUUCUGGGUUGUAUUUGAGGAUAUUGACAAAGCAGCAUCGGAUGUGCAGUCGAUUUUGUUACCUUUCCUGGAAGGAGCAAGCUCGUUUGUGACUAGUCAUGGGGAAGAUAUAAAGGUGGCAGAAAGCUUUCGACUUUUUUCUACCAUGUCGACUUUGCAUGAGUUUACUCGCAAUGCAGAAGGUGGGAAUUCACUUAGUGCUCUCUGGAGGAGAGUGAUGAUAAGGACUCCAAAACAAGAUGACCUGCGAAAUAUAAUUAAAGCAUGGUAUCCGAAUCUGGAGUCUCUUGCUGAAAAACUGGUAGAAACCUUUGAAAGGGUGAACUCUGCUUUCUUGCAACAAUCUGUGGGAUAUCGUACUGGAAAACUUGCUUCCUCUGGCUCUUUCAGCAGGUUCUCAUUAAGAGAUCUUCUCAAAUGGUGCAAGCGAAUCGUGGGAUUAGGUGUUAUCUCCAUUGGCGAUGGUUUGUCAGCUUACCAUUGCAAUUGUAUUUUUUUGGAGGCAGUAGACAUUUUUGCUGCUUUUUUUACUUCUGCUGAAAACCGAUUGACUAUAAUGAAAGACAUUGCAAAGUUCUGGGCAGUUCCUAUUACGGAGGCGGAAACUUUGUAUCCUUUUAAUAAACCUGUUAUUCAGGAUUUGCAAUCGGAAUUGAGAAUUGGAAGAGUUGCUCUUCUACAUGCUGAAGCUGCAUUACGGGACCCGCGUAGGCCUUUUGUUGAGAUUCGUAGUUCUUUGCAUGUUCUGGAGAGAAUUGCUUCAUCUGUCAAAUACAAUGAACCUGUUCUCUUGGUCGGUGAAACUGGCACGGGAAAAACUACGCUUGUGCAGAAUCUGGCCAUGAGGCUUGGUCAGAAGCUCACUGUUUUGAACUUAAGCCAGCAAAGUGAUGUUGCUGAUUUAUUGGGUGGAUUUAAACCUAUGGAUGCACGGUUCAUAUGCAUACCCCUAUACAAGGAUUUUGAGGAUCUAUUUUCUAGAACCACCUCUGUGAAGAGAAAUAUUAAUAUUCUUGGUUCAUUACAACAGUAUUUUGUGAAUAAAAAUUGGAGGAUGCUAUUACGUGAGAUUAAGAAGGUUGCAGAGUAUUUCCAGAGGCCAGUAGAUUUAGAAAGACCUGGGUCUGUUAGAAAGCGGAGAAAAGCUUUGGAUGGAAAAUUACUCAAAAAAUGGGAGAACUUCUCUGUGAAACUCGAAACUGCCUAUGGGCAAAUUGAUGGGACGUCAGGGAUGGUUUUUUCAUUUGUAGAGGGAGCCUUUGUGACGGCACUUAAAAAUGGUGAGUGGAUUUUGCUUGAUGAGGUGAAUUUGGCUCCUCCUGAGACAUUGCAGAGAAUCAUUGGUGUUCUUGAAGGAGAGUAUGGAUCACUUUGUUUGGCUGAGAGAGGGGAUGUAAGUCAUAUACAUAGACAUCCCAAUUUCCGGAUAUUUGGUUGUAUGAAUCCUGCGACUGAUGCUGGGAAACGGGACUUACCAUUCUCACUACGCAGUAGAUUUACUGAAUACUUUGUCGAUGAUGUGUUGGAUGAUGAAGAUUUGCUGUUAUUUAUUGGAAGAUUUAUGGAGGAAAGCCUAUCAAAUAGUGAAUUGAUGGAAAGGAUCAAAAAUUUUUACAAGGCAGCUAAGAAGCACUCUGAAGAAAACCUGCAGGACGGGGCUAACCAAAAGCCUCAAUACAGUUUAAGAUCUCUUUACCGUGCACUGGAAUAUACUGGGAAGGCAAAGAGACAAUUUGGAUUUCAGAAGGCAAUGUACGAUGGAUUCUGUAUGUUCUUCCUUACUUUAUUGGAUCUACCUAGUGCUAAGAUCAUGGACAAGGUGAUGAAGAAAACUCUGUUAGUAAGGAGCAAUCAUCCACAUAUUCCUUUUGAUUCUUACUUAACAAUUAAAGAGAGCUCCAGGUCUGAUGAUUUUGUUGAGGGCUAUGUGUUAACUAAAAGUGUUAAGGAGCAUCUUACUAACUUGGCACGGGCUAUCUUUAUUAAAAGAUAUCCAGUCCUCUUACAAGGGCCCACAUCGAGUGGCAAAACUAGCCUUGUACGUUAUCUUGCUGCUGUAACUGGUCAUGAAUUUGUACGAAUAAAUAAUCAUGAGCACACAGAUCUGCAGGAAUAUUUAGGUUCUUACAUAACUGAUGCAUGUGGGAAGCUUGUAUUUCACGAAGGUGUAUUGGUAAAGGCUGUGCGGAAUGGUUACUGGGUUGUUUUGGAUGAGCUGAACCUUGCUCCAUCAGAUGUCCUGGAAGCAUUGAACAGAUUGCUUGAUGAUAAUAGAGAGCUGUUUGUUCCUGAAUUAUGUGAAACUGUACGGGCACAUCCAGAUUUUAUGCUUUUUGCCACACAAAAUCCACCAACUUUUUAUGGUGGUCGUAAAGUUCUUUCUAGAGCUUUUCGCAAUCGUUUUGUCGAGCUUCAUAUUGAUGAGAUACCUGAUGAUGAACUGAGCAUGAUAUUAGAAAUCAGGUGUCAAAUUCCUGGAAGCUAUGCUACUAGAAUGGUCAAUAUCAUGAAAGACUUGCAGUUGCACAGGCAGAGUAGCAAAGUUUUUGCUGGAAAACAUGGAUUCAUAACUCCACGUGAUUUGUUCCGUUGGGCUAAUCGGUACCGGGCUUUUGGAAGGUCUUAUGAAGAUUUGGCGAGAGAUGGUUAUUAUCUAUUGGCAGAAAGGCUGCGGAAUGAAGACGAGAAAUGUGUAGUUCAGGAAGUUCUGGAGAAACAUCUUCGGGUUAAACUCAUCAAAGACAACUUGUAUAUGCAGGAACUGGCUCUCGACCCUUGCACUGUUGGACGGGUACCAGAUAAUACUCAAAAUGUCGUCUGGACUAAAAGUAUGAAGAGGUUGUACUUCCUUGUCAAGCGUUGCUAUGAGCUACGAGAGCCUGUCCUCCUUGUUGGUGAAACUGGUGGUGGGAAGACUACUGUCUGUCAGUUACUUGGUGAACAAUUGAGGUCAAAAUUGCACAUUUUGAAUUGUCAUCAGUACUCAGAAACAUCUGAUUUCCUAGGGGGGUUCUAUCCUACUCGAGAUAGAUCAAAGCUGAUGUCAGAGUUCAAAGAUCUAAUUGAACAAUUAAAGCUGUCUGGAGCUAUUCUCCAAUUUCCUGGUCAUGUUGAAAUUUCUUCAGAUAUUGGUCAAGCCACUUUAACUCUUGAUCAACUGGCUGUUGUAAUAGAAAGUUACAGGCAUGGCCUGGUUUCAUCAUCUGAUGUCUCUGUCCAAGAUGUUGAUACUAUUGAGGAGAUGAAGUCACACCUUGCUGAGCUACACCAGGAUUGGGAGGCCCUAUUUAAGUGGCAAGAUGGCCCUCUUGUGCAAGCAAUGAAGACUGGUGAUCUAUUUCUUGUCGAUGAAAUCUCCUUAGCUGAUGAUAGUGUGCUGGAAAGAUUGAAUAGUGUUUUAGAGCCUGAAAGAAAGCUGACCUUGGCUGAGAAAGGAGGGCCAGACUUGGAAACAGUUACAGCUCAUGAGAACUUUUUCGUUCUUGCAACCAUGAAUCCUGGAGGUGAUUAUGGUAAGAAAGAACUAUCUCCAGCUCUUCGCAACAGGUUCACUGAGAUAUGGGUUCCACCUGUGAGUGAUCUUGAUGAGCUAAAAAGUAUUGCUUUGAAUAGAAUUUCGCAUCCAGAACUUUCAUUUGUCGUGGAUCCUAUGCUGAAGUUCUGGGACUGGUUCAACCAGUUAGAAACCGGAAGAAUGCUUACCAUAAGAGAUCUUCUGUCUUGGAUUGCAUUUAUCAAUGUGACCCAUAAAAGUUUGGGGUCCCACUAUGCUUUCCUUCAUGGUGUCUUCCUCAUUUUGCUUGAUGGACUAAGUUUAGGAACUGCCAUUUCAAAUGAGUAUGCUGACAACUUGAGGGAAAAAUGCUUCUCCUUUCUUUUAGAGCAACUAAAGGUGGACACAGAAAGCAAUUUUAUGUCAAAAAUGGAAAAUUAUGGUUGGGUUAGGUGUGAAACUCGCAAGCAUGAUCCUGGAACUACUGGAGACAUGUCGCACAAUGCUAGGAUGGAAUGUGGUGACGUCUUUGGUAUUGAUCCAUUUUAUAUUGAAAAAGGUGGUGAAAGGUGUGAGCUUGAUGGUUUUGAAUUUUUAGCACCAACCACCUGCAGAAAUGCAUUGAGGGUACUGCGAGCCAUGCAGCUUCCAAAGCCUGUCCUAUUGGAAGGCAGUCCAGGUGUUGGUAAAACAAGUUUAAUCAUUGCCUUGGGAAAAUUUUCUGGACAUAGAGUUGUUCGGAUAAACUUAUCUGAGCAGACUGACAUAAUGGAUUUGUUGGGGUCAGACUUGCCUGUUGAGAGUGAUGAAGGAAUGAAGUUUGCUUGGUCUGAUGGAAUCCUACUGCAGGCUCUGAAGGAUGGCGAUUGGGUUUUACUAGAUGAGCUUAAUCUUGCCCCACAAUCUGUCUUAGAGGGUUUAAAUGCUAUUCUGGAUCAUCGUGCUGAGGUUUUCAUUCCAGAACUUGGUCGAAGGUUUAGGUGCCCAUCAUCUUUCAGAGUUUUUGCUUGUCAAAAUCCUUCUUCACAAGGUAGCGGCAGAAAAGGUCUUCCAAGGUCCUUUUUAAAUCGUUUCACAAAGGUUUAUGUUGAUGAGCUGGUUAGGGAUGACUAUAACUCCAUCUGUCAAUCACUCUAUCCGUCAAUUGCAAAUCCUGUGCUUGAAAAGCUGAUUGAUUUUAAUAAACGGCUGCAUGAAGACACUAUGGUAUAUCACAAGUUUGCCCAGGAUGGCUCCCCUUGGGAGUUUAAUUUACGUGAUGUGAUCCGGUCUUGUCAGAUCAUACAGUGUGCAGCUGAGGAAUUGAAAUUUGAUUGCUUUGUCAACAUUCUUUACAUUCAGAGGAUGCGUACUGCAUCUGACCGUGUAGAGGUGAUGCGGAUCUAUGAAGAAAUUUUUGGUAUGAAGCCCUUUAUAAAUCCAUACCCUCGAGUGCAGGUUAAUUCUCAGUGCUUAAUUGUGGGGAACGCAGUCCUCAGAAGGAAUUACACUCGGUCCAAGAUUUCAAAUCGUCGGCUUGAUAUUAUGCCUGGAAUUCGUCAGAGCUUGGAGGCUGUUGCACAUUGUAUACAACAUAAAUGGUUGUGCAUCUUGGUUGGUCCACCAUCUUCUGGAAAGACUUCAUUGAUAAGGUUGUUGGCUCAACUUACUGGUAAUAGAUUAAAUGAAUUAAAUCUUUCUUCCACAACAGACAUAUCAGAACUGCUUGGUUGUUUUGAGCAAUAUAAUGCCUUCCGCAAUUUCCGCUCGGUCGUUGCUCAAGUUGAGUGCUAUGUAAAUGAGUACUGCAAUUUGCUGUCGGACUUCACAAAGGAUGAAGAUUUAGUUACCAGGUGGCUUGCUUUCUCUUCUAGCAUGGAUAGUAGCUCCCUUUCAGGUUCAACUUCUAUGACUGUUCAGAACUGGAAGCUCUUGGUUGAUUCUCUUAGUUUGUUAACGGACAUAAUUGGAAAACUGGAAUUGGUUUUAAAGCAAAGCUCGUGUUUUUCUUGGACAUGCAAUGACCUGAAUGACACCAUGAAAGCAAUUGCAAAGUUACAAGAAGCUCAUCAGAGGCCAUUUUCCAAAAAAUUUGAGUGGCUUGCAGGACCACUGAUAAAGGCGCUAGAAAAUGGAGAAUGGAUUAUUUUGGAGAACGCAAAUCUUUGUAAUCCCACUGUUCUUGAUAGAAUUAACUCCUUGGUGGAGCAUUGUGGAUCAAUCACAGUCAAUGAACGUGGCAUUGUUGACGGAAAACAGUUGGUUCUCCAGCCACAUCCUGAUUUUCGAAUGUUUCUUACUGUUAAUCCUAUCUAUGGUGAAGUUUCUCGGGCCAUGAGAAAUAGAGGAGUUGAAAUAUUUAUGAUGCAACCUUACUGGCUUAAUGAUGGAAGUGGAAACUCUUGUACGGAUAUUGAGCUAAGAGAUGUCAAAAGAUUUCUUGUUUUAUCAGGUGUUCCUGUUGUUGAAUUGGUUGAUUCAAUGGCCAAAGCUCAUUUAUAUGCAAGGGAUGAAGGUUUGCCGAAAAACAUCCGCAUUACCUUUCUUGAGCUUGCACGUUGGGUUCAGUUAUUCCAGCAGCUUCUUAUGAAUGGCAAUCAACCUAUGUGGAGCCUACAAACAAGCUGGGAGCAUACUUAUCUAUCCUCCUUUGGUGAGGCCGUGGGAGGGGAUAUUAUCAAUCAUGCAAAACUUACUUAUUUGACGGUAACUGAGUUGUUGGAAUCAGAUUUACCAUUCGAGUGUUCUUUGCAUUUAUCCGGUUCUUGGCCAAUGCCAUUGAAGUUGAAAGAUUUUACAUCAUACCCAAAUGAAGCUUAUGUCAAGCAAAAUUCUAUGCUUUUAGAGUAUAUUGGGGCUAAUUGUGCAUUAUAUGAAAUCGGAAGAUCAUUGAAUCCAUGUCCCAUGGGCCAUUUAACUUCUGAUGGCCAAAUGGGCAAGCGAACAUGUGUAAUUGAUAUGGAAUUAUUGUGUCAGAUAAUACGCUCCAAGUCUCCAAAUAGGAUGAUUUCCAUCUCUAAAAGGAGCACAGAAUUUGAUUUCAGGAUGGCCAAGAAGAUGCUACUGUUUGCUGCCAACUGGACUAUUGAACAGGCCACCGAAAGAGAUCUUGAUCUUUAUAUUCACCGGAUUCGCUGGUUUAGUUCUCAAUUGCGACCUUGCUGUCAGCUUCUCAGUUUUUUUGUGACUUCAUUCACAGAGGAGUUGAAGCAUCCUAUUUGGAAGGACAUAUUUCACUUCCGGCAUCAUAUUGCAUCUAUUCUUAAAGUUGAUUUAGACUCGCAACCAGUGCCUCUACUUUCCUUGGAGUUUGUUGAUAUGACUAAAUCAAAUGACAACUUGAGAUCAUGUGGUGAACUUCUCGGUCAUGCUAUUGAAUGUGCUGGCUUGUUAAGGGUUACUUAUCACCGGUGGAAUUUCGAGCUCGGGCACAAGUACAGUGAUGACACUAAGUGUAUAAUACCAGUACUAAAAUCUCUCCACCUGUUGGAGAAAGAAGUCCUUGGAAUGCUUGUUGCAUCUCCAUCAUUUGAUUUGCUGAUUCAGUUAUACGGUGACCUUCUUGAAGAUCACAUGGGUUUUUCGGAUGCGAUUAGCUCAUCACAAUUUGAGCAGAUGCUAAUUUGUUGGCGUUCUUUAAAAAAGCAUGUUUCGAAAUUGCAGGGUUUCUGUCCUGGAGCGGUUGAAAAUGUGUUGCGAGAAAGCAGCGUCCUGGAUAACGUCUUUCAGCGCUCAGAGAAGUCCUUGCUAUGGAUUCAUGGUGGUCAUCCAUUCAUGCCUGCGUCUGCUAAUUUGUACAAUAAACAUCAACAGCUACUAAAGCUAUGUGAGUCUAUUUGGCCGACAAAGCUGGAUUCACAGAGGCAGGAAAAUUAUUGUCAUGUUGAGGUGGUUGCAUCUUUCAAUGCUGAAGUCCGUUCCCUUGCAUUGCAAGGUGUUUGCUUGUCAUCGUAUAUUAUGGUGAAAUACAAUGAUGAUGGUGAUUCCCAAGUCCAGAAGUUGGAGGAGAUGCAUCAGAUGCUUUUGAGAAGAUAUGGAUCUGAAAAAAACAAAUUGAAGGCAAAGUUGGGGAGCGAGGAGGAGCUUGAUUUUGAGGAAAAUUCUUCUACUUGUUGUGGUUUCCACCCUGAAAAUUUGUGUCUGGGGUCUAAUUCUGGUAUUUGGCUUGACACUCUUUUCAUAAUUGAUAGUGCUGCUUUUGCCCUUGAUACGGAACUACUUGAAAAGUUAUUAUCAAUUAUCUUGGAUGAUUAUGAAGGAUUACAGCAAGGACUGUCUUCUAUACUUAAGCUUCUUGAAUUUGCUUUAAACCACUCGAUCACCUUCUCAACGAGGCCUCCUCAGACUUAUAUGCCACAUCAAAAAUUAAUUUGGACACUUGAUGCUUGGAUGUCAGUUGAAGCAGUGGGCGAAAAAGUCAGCAGUUGUGUUCUUGAAAUGUGGUUUUGGUGGCAUUCAUCUUUAUGGACUCAUUCUCCUUCCUUUGUCAAGAACUUUUCCACAAUUGAUGGUUAUGAUGGUUAUGACAUUAUAUUACCAGAUAUGCUUGUUCAACCUGUGAAGACAGCGUGCUGCAUGCAUGUUCUACAAAGUACGCUUUCAAUCAAGGAAUAUACCAUGCGCUGUUUGAAUAUUAAAGUUGUAUCUUGCAAUUUAUGGGAAACUCCAUCCUUGGAGGCAAGCUUAAAUGAUGUUUUCUUAUCAGUUCCUCGAUUGCUUUUCCAACAAAUAAUAUAUGCACACAGAAAAGCAUUUGGUGCUGAUAAUUUUGCUAAAAUCAGGACCUGCUUUGAUUUCUUUCAGAAGAAUGUUGUCAGGUUAGAAGAUAUAAAGGUCUUGUGCUCACUUAUUGGGUCAUCUAGCCAUCAAAGAUUUAAAGCUCUAUUGCAUUUGUUUAUUGAGCCAUUGCUUAAGGAGCUUUAUCUUCAUUUCUGUUCCACGGACUUCUCUGCUAGUCUUGGCCGUGCAUGGUUUCUUAUUGGGAGAUUGCGUUUUAGUCUCUUGCUUGGUUGCGAGGAUGUGGAUCCAGCACUAAAAUAUGCUCACAAAUAUUCACGAUUAGAAGAAAGGAUCUCGUCACUUAACCUUGAAAUUAAGGUGCGACAAGAAUGCGAGUAUUUGGCUGGGUGUUCAGCUUUAAUGGAAUCUGAUAAGAGGAGAGGGCAGACAUUGGGAAAGCUUGAAACUGAACGUAAGAGGCUGCUAAGAAAGAUGGUGUUUCGCUCUAAUCCUGAGAAUUUCAGUACUUUAAAAGAUAAAUGUCUUGAGUUUCUUCAAUUUAUUGAGACAUUGAAGGAUGUGGUGAGGUACACUAAGGAUAUGGAGUUGCAAGAGGUUGGGGACCAAGUGUCCAACUGGCAGAAAAGUGCAUCCUGUUUUAUUGACCAAUUAUCAGAGUAUGCUGACUAUGUUGAUGUGACUCAACCAGUUCAGGUGGCAGUAUAUGAAAUGAAAUUGGGAUUGUCUCUGAUCAUGGCUGCUGCAAUGCAGAGAAAAUUUCUUACUGGAAUUAAGGAGGACAACAUGGACCAUGUUCUGCAAUCAAUUUAUUCAUUUAUGAAAUUCCCCCGAGGUUUUCCUUCCAAGUCAAUUGCUCUAAGCAUUGAAGGAAGACUUCCAGGCAUUUCUUCCCUUAAUAUAGAUCUUCAUGCAGACUUCUGGGCACUAGAUAUGAGUUUGCUAGAAAAAGUGACUACUGUUUCAAGCCAAGACAAUGCUGGGAAAAUGAUCUCUCUUUUGCAAGUUAAAGUUUCUCUUUAUCACAAUAUCCUUGUGCGCAUUGCACACUUUGUAGCUAAUGCACGGCUAAUGGAUCAAACAUCUUUCAUGCUGUUGGAUAAAAUAUUCAAUGACUUUGUUAACAUUUGGAUGAAUAUGAAAGUUCAAGGUAGAAUCAAAGAAGGCCUUGAUGCUAGACAAUACAAGUUCAGGCCUCGUGCCUUCAAGAUUGAAAGAAUUCUUGAAGUUGACAUAUCCAAGCUUGGCAAGUUGUUUGUGAAUGAUAGUUUUUUGGAAUGGCAAGAGCUGCUUUCUGAAGAGGAUUCUACUGGAAGCUCAGAAGCUAGUGAGCAACAAGAGAGUUCCAAGGAAGAAUGGGACCUUAUGCAGGAAUCCAUCCUAAAUGACUUGGUGCGCACACAUAAUCAAUUAUUCGGGUCUAGCAACCUUGUCCUCUCUCCUGGAGCAUUUAUGAUAACUGAUGCUGAUAGACUGCUUUCCUUUGUUGACUCUUAUACUUUGGGCGUAAACAUGGUUAAGGGGUUAGGAGGUGCACUCUCUUAUAGUUUGGACACAAAACUUGUGCCAGAGCAUUUGUUUCGCCUCUGUUUGGAUCAGGAAUUCUUUUCAUCCCACAAAUCAGCUUCCAAAUACAAUUUUUACAAGGACACAAACGCUCCUGUAAUGUUUAAAAUGGUGAAACUACUUACUAGUCUUCACGAGCGGAUUCUUAGCCUUUUGAGCGAGUGGGAAGAUCAUCCUGGUCUUCAGAAGAUCUUGGAUGUGAUUGAAAUGCUCUUGGCCAUUCCUAUUGACACUCCUCUGGCAAAGGCGCUUUCAGGGCUGCAAUUCCUGCUUAAUCGUACCAGAGCUUUACAGGAAAGUGGCUCAAAAUUCUAUAUUUCAGAUCUAUUGGAACCAAUUAUUACUUUAGUGUGCUCUUGGCAAAAGAUGGAGUUCAACUCCUGGCCAGCAUUGCUUGAUGAGGUACAGGAUCAGUAUGCGAGCGAAGCUGGAAAGUUGUGGUUCCCCCUAUUCUCGGUUCUUCAACAUAGGCACUGUGCUGAUAUUGCUACAUAUGAUCAAUCUACAAUCGAAAGUUUGGAGGAGUUCGUUCAAACAUCCAGCAUUGGGGAAUUCAGAAAACGCCUUCAACUUCUUUUUGCUUUCCAUGGACAGAUCACUAGUGGCAGAUGCCUGGGAUUUUAUUCAACUCCUUGGCAGGAGAAAAACCUGCAUAUUCUAUACAAUAUAUUUGGCUACUAUGUGCAAUUCUUGCCAAAAGUGUUGGAGCACAUUGAAGCAAAUCGGAGAAAUAUUGAAAUGGAACUGAAAGAGCUUUUGAAACUUUGUCGGUGGGAACAUGUUGAGAGCUAUUUGUCUAUUGAAAAUUCAAAAAGGACCAGGCAGAAGCUCCGGAAGCUAAUACAGAAGUACAGUGAUCUGCUGCAGCAGCCUGUGCGCCAUGUUAUCAAUGAAAUAGCAGCACAGAGAGCAGUCAAAGCUGAAUCUCUGCAAGAUCGAAAUCCCCAUAAUGAUAUCUUAGAUAAGAAUAUGAUUCUUUUAGAUGAACUUUUGUACCCACAGUUCAUUGAUGAAGAUGGGUGCAUGUGGUAUGCUGACUGGAGAAAGAAAUUGAACGAUUCCGUGUUAACUUUGCACACAGCAAGAGUGCCUGAAAUAUGCUCUCUCGGCACUGAAGAGGUUGCAAGAAUCAGCAGGCAGUGUUUGGAUUCACAGUCUACUGGUCCACCACGACAGGAAGAAUGGAAAUCUGUGUGGCACACACUUGAGAAGUUAUGCAGAACUACUACAGAUUGUAAUGACCUGUGGAAAGAUGUUAACAAAAGUGUAGGGAAGAAAAGGGCUUUAUCUGAACUUCUAAAGCUGUUAGAAAACAGUGGGUUGCAAAGACAUAUGUUUGAGAGGAUUGAGAUAUCCAAACCAUCUAAUUGGAUGUUCCUUGAGCCAUCAUAUGAUGCAAGACACUUGUUACUGGCUCCAAGUAGACUUUCUCAUCUGACAGAUUCUACUGCUAGUGAAUUUCAUCAUUUGCUCGACGAGAAUUUAGAAGUUGAAUGGAAGAUUUCAAAUGAAUAUUACUUCAAAAGCAUGGCAUUGGUGCAGCUUCUACAGCAGAUUAGCCUAAAGCCUCAUGAAGAUUUUACUCUUGAGCAGACUAGUAGGGCAGUCUCCUUCCUCGUACAUCUGAUUGUUAUACAACAGGCACAAAGGGCAGAAGCCUAUUCUUUUGCUAAGCAGUUGAAGUGGUUGCGGGAAUGUUUGUCUGCUCUAAAACCCUUCCAUUCAAAUUGCACUAGUAUUGAUGAGAGAGCUGGCAAUGAGUGCUCAGUUACUCAAAAUCAACAUAUCAUCUUUAGAUGCAUGUGGCAACAGAAACAACUUCUUGAUCUUUUGUGUUCCAUGUUGCGUGAAGAAUCACUAUUGCUGAGAACAGUGGUAGAUUCCCAUUCAAACUCAUGCCAGAGUGUUAAACCUGCAGCAAACCAAGUUCUUGCUUUCAUUGGGAAAUUUAUUCCGGUUUUGCAGAGAUCUAAGGAAUCAUUGGAUGACUAUCUUCUAGGCCACCAUGUAGCUAUAACUACUGUGAAUGCUUCCUCUCAACCUUAUAUUAUUACAAAACAAAUGGAGCAAUUGGUGCUUAAUAACUUCAAAGUAAUUAAAGAAUUUGAGGAGCAAGUUGUUGCAUUCCGCAAGCAAGAUUUGAAUAAAGGCUUGGCUGUGGAGGCUCUUCUCGGUCAUUUUGAAGAGGUAUUUGAGAAGGGGAAAUUGAUGUCUGAGCAACUCAAUUCGGUCCUGGAGACGAGAAGGGAGUCAGUAAACGCUUGUGCAGAACCUGAAUCGGGAUUUUGUGAAGCACUUAAAGGAACACUUGAAUGUAUCAUGAAUUUGUUGCAAAAAAUAUAUUCAGCGAGUAAUAGCUGCUCCACCUCUGAAGAGCCAUCAGGAGAUAUUACAACAUGGGAGUCUCUUUUUAAAUCAUCUGUGGCAGAUAUGAGCCUUCAAAGACUAUGCAAUAAUCUUCUUGAAACAAUAUUUUGUGCAGAGAAACUGGCAGACCUCUUUGGCAAUGAACAUAUUGGCAACUGUUGGCAUAUUGGAGCACACUUAAAAAAUCUGCAUAUGUUUUUGGACAUAAUAUUGACCUUUGGUGAUGGGCUUUUGCAAAAUCUUCUAGCAGUGCAUAAAACCGUAUCAAUAUUGACUCAUGAGUUAGCAAGAGUUUUAGCUUCUCUGUUUUCGAAAGGGUUUGGUAUUUCGCCCAAAGACCAAAGGGAGGAUGAUUCAAGUCAUGAUGUAUCACAAGAUGCAAGUGGAACCGGCAUGGGAGAGGGUGCUGGAAUUAAUGAUAUUAGUGAUCAGAUAAAUGAUGAAGAUCAAUUGCUUGGAGCUUCUGAUGUAGCAGGUGAAGAACAAGAUGCCUCUGGCGAAGUUCAAAAAAAUAAUGAGAAAGGGAUUGAGAUGGAGCAGGAUUUUGAGGCUGAUACGUUUAGCGUUAGUGAGGACUCUGGGCAGGAUGACAAUGAAGAUAAUGAGGAGCAGCAGCUGGAUUCUGCAAUGGGAAAUGCUGGGGCUGAUAGUGAAGUCGUGGAUGAGAAACUUUGGAACAAGGACGAAGAUGACAAUCCUAAUGACACCAAUGAGAAGUAUGAAACAGGUGGUCCUUCUGCUAAGGAUGGAGAAGCAAGGGAACUUAGAGCCAAGGAAGAUUCUGCCAUUACUGAUGAUGAACCUGGAGAGCCUAGUUAUGAAGAACUUGAUAGACAAACUGAUGAUACUGAAAACCAAGAUAUUCCUGGUGAUACAGAUGACAAAGAGGACAUCGGUAUGGAUAAGAAAGAAGCAUUUACUGACGCAACCGGAUUACAGGUUGAUGACGAGGAUCAAAGUCCUUGUCAAGAUAUGGACACAGAUGAAAAGGAGAGUGAUUUUAAAGAAGAUGUGGGAGAACAAGGAGAGCCCACUGGAGAUGGUAAUGAAGAGGAAGAUAAUUUGAAUCCUACUGACGAAACUAUGGAGGAGGCAGAUGAACAAGUGGGUGUGACUUCUGAAAAGGAAGAACCAGGAAAAGAUCAUAAAGAGGGCUCAGACAUGAAUUUGGUGGAACCCAGUCCUGGGAUUCCUGACUUCACUGAUGGUAAUGCAGAAUCUGCUACAGAGCAAAAUGGCGAGUCCCAACCGUUAUCUUCAAGAAAUGCUGUGCAAGAAGCUAACUGGUCUAGACAAAGUGAGAUUAAUAAUGACUUUGCUUCCCAUAGUAACUCUUCCUUGGAGAUUGAUGUGAUAAACACUGAUUCAUCUAAUGGUGGGAAACUUACUGAAUAUCAACCAAAAACUCAUUUGCCUCAACAAGAAGCUUCUGUUCAGAAAUCCGAACCAAACCCUUGUAGGAAUGUCGGAGAUGCCCUGGAGGAGUGGAAACAGAAAGUCAAAGUGUCUGUUGAUCUUCAGGGAGACAAUAGAGAGGCACAAGGUGAUAUGGAGGAUGAGAAUGCUGAUGAGUAUGGAUAUGUUGAUCAGUUUGAAAAUGGAAUAGCUCAGACCCUGGGACCUGCUACAUCGGAGCAGAAGAUUGACAUAAAUGCUAAUGGCAAUGUACCAGAUGAGGAUACUCUUGAAGCACAUAGAGAUGAAAUGACGGGGAUGGAGGUUGAGCAGCAACAGUUUGAAGACCAGUCUGUUAAGCAUGGUACUUCACUCCUAAAUAAUAAGAUGAAUGAGCAGAUGCAUAUUGCAGAUGGUGAGAAAUCUCCUGAAGAGGGGUCCCAGGAAUCGCAUGGUCAUGAUGAGGGUCAUGCGGGAAGUCUUUCGGAUUUGGUCUCUGUCAAAAGGUCUUAUUUGAGUGAGGAUAUAUCUCAACUAAGUAAACUUUCAGUAUGUGACGAACAGUUGGAGAUAGUCCGGUCACUUGAUGAUGUUUCCAUUGCUGUGAAAAAUGAUGCCACAGCUCUUUGGAGAAGAUGUGAACUGCUUACUACAAGGUUGUCUCAUGAGCUAGCUGAACAGUUACGCCUUAUCAUGGAACCUACUAUAGCUAGCAAGCUCCAAGGGGAUUACAAGACUGGCAAACGGAUUAAUAUGAAAAAGGUAAUUCCAUAUAUAGCCAGUCACUAUCGGAAGGAUAAAAUAUGGCUCAGACGAACACGGCCUAACAAACGUGAUUACCAAGUUGUCAUAGCAGUGGAUGAUUCCCUCAGUAUGUCUGAGAAUUCUUGUGGGCAAGUUGCUAUUGAAGCUUUGGUGAUCGUCUGCCGAGCCAUGUCUCAACUGGAAAUGGGAGACUUGGCUGUUGUGAGCUUUGGGAAGAAGGGAAACAUACAGUUACUGCAUGAAUUUGAUCAGCCCUUCACUGGGGAUGCUGGAAUCAAGAUGGUGUCCAGUUUGACAUUCAAGCAAGAUAAUACAGCCUUAGGCGAUCCAGUUGUUGAUCUGCUGAAGUAUUUGAAUAACAUGCUGGAUGUUGCAGUUGCAAAAGCUCGAAUUCCAUCUGGAGAAAACCCACUAGAGCAGCUUGUUUUAAUUAUUGGGGAUGGCCGUUUUAGCGAGAAGAAUCUAAAGACUUAUGUCAGAGAUGUCUCAAGUAGGAAGUGCAUGGUUGCAUAUUUGAUUCUCGAUAACUCAAAAGAGUCGAUCAUGGACCACCUGGAAGCAUUACCUCAGGCUGAUGGAAAGCUCAAGUUGUCCAAGUAUCUUGAUUUCUUCCCUUUCCCGUAUUAUAUCGUGCUGAGGAACAUAGAAGCACUACCUAGGACCCUUGGGAAUUUGUUGAGACAAUGGUUUGAGCUCAUGCGGUAUUCUAGGGACUAAAGUGUUAAUCUAACAAGUUAUACGACAUGCCUUUUGUGGUGGUUUUGUUGGGAGGCAAGUUGGCUGCUGCUUUAGUUUUCAACAUGCCAGGACUAACUUAAUGGGAAAUAAGCAGGGUUUUUCUGCUGUACUUGUUUCCCUGUUUUUGAAGGUGAAAAGGACUGUGGUCGCAGUUGAGAAGCUUCCAGCUUCCUCUUCAAUCAGUGGUCGUCGGAAAUCAUUCUCUGCUUGAAAGAUGUCCUCAAUGCCACCACAUGAACCCCAGGAAUGGUUCUUCUUUGUGCAGAUAUGCUUGAUUUUGAGUACAUUAUUUCGGGAGCACUCGAGGCCUUGGAUGAUGGCGCGUUCAACUCUUGCACUUUCCUGCCAAUCCACCAACCUGUACUUGAAGAUAUGGACCGGCUGCAUUCCAUUCUUCCCUUCCGAGGCCUUAGAUGAUGGUGCGUUCAACUCUUGCACUUUCCUGCCUGUCCACCAACCUGGUAGAUGACUCUUACUCGUCUCCAAGGCAUCAUAUACUGAAGCCUGUGAUUAUGUUUUUCAAGUUUGUCAUUUGGUGUAGUACUUAAGAUACAGACCGGCCGCAUUCUAUUCUUCCCUUCCGAGUCAACAAGCCAAGGGAGCUGGGUCCUUGUCUCCUCAUCCUUGCCAUUUGCUGUAUUAUGUAACAGUAGAUAUAUGAUGCAUACUAGGAUGUCAUUUUGUUUGUUUAACUUGGUCUCUGUCACAACUCGACCACAAUACACAGAUGAGAAGAAUUAUGUUGACAAUUGCAACAAUUUCAUGGGACAAAAAGGGACAGAACAGAAAA